Molecule: messenger RNA, 3388 nt
Organism: Bufo bufo (common toad)
Lineage: Eukaryota; Metazoa; Chordata; Amphibia; Anura; Bufonidae
Gene: MBIP
Product: MAP3K12 binding inhibitory protein 1
Exons: 10
Coding region: 298-1143 (281 amino acids)
Source: RefSeq, a predicted model, not a curated record
CUGACGUUCUUCCUUACGUACUCUGCGUGCUCAGUGCUCUUCUGGGACCGCUCACCCUUGUGCACUUUGUUUUGCACUUUUCACAUGGUUGCAGCAUAUCAACAAUAACGCCCUCCAUCUACCAGAGCGAUCAGUUAAAGCCAUGAAAAGUGUUACGGUUGCCGCAGGGAAGCGAAGGGCUAAGGUGGAGGAUGUAGAAUCGCCACCUAUGGCAAGCUGCAAGGAGGGCGUGCGAGGGAUACUGAGAGCGCUGCAGAGCUGUGUGGGGAAGCUUCAGCAGCUGAAGAUGCGGUGAAUAUGUCCAUAAACUGGGAAAAGAUCCAGUGCCUGCCUGAUGCCAAACCAGCAUUCCUGUGCGCUGUCCUUCAUCAGCACAUAUCUGAACUUCAGCCUCUUUUAGAUCAGCUUCAAACCCUUGUAAAUGGAAAAGAACAGAGUGCCGACCUACAGCACACCACAGAGGCUCCCUAUACUGUCGAUGUUGUGGAAGUGAAGGAGAACAUUAACGUUGGAAAUACUGGCACAAAACAUGCUCUAAAUAAAAACUUGGAAUGUCUACCAGAUCCCGCAGUUGUCCAGAUUCAGGCUGGAAAGUCAGAAAUCGACAGAAGGAUAUUGGCAUUCAUAGAGAGAAAGCAAGCAGAGAUCAAUGAAAACAACGUCCGGGAGUUCUGCAACGUUAUUGAUUGUAAUCAAGAAAACAGUUGUGCCAGAACCGAUGCCGUUUUCACUCCGUUUCCUGGAUCUAAGAGCCAUAUAAAAGUCUCCAGGGUUGUGAAUGCUUAUGGACCUCAGACUAGAGCUGAUGGUUCCUCUUCCAGCUCAAGGGCACAUUCUCUCCCACACGAGUGCGGGAACCAGGCUGUGGAGGAGAGGCUCCAAAAUAUUGAAUAUCACCUACAGCUAAACCCAGGAGGACCUGUGCCAAAAGACAUUUAUCAGAGAAUUAAAAAGUUAGAAGACCGAAUCUUGGAAUUAGAAGGAAUUUCCCCUGAGUAUUUUCAGUCCAUGGAGAUGCCGAGUAAAAGAAGAAAAUCACAAACUUCACAGAACUACUCACUGGUGGAGCUUGAGCAAAAAAUCAAUGCUCUCCGACAGUCCCUCUACAAAAAAGCAAAAGUUGAGUCGCUGGAGAAGAUGUAGUAGAGUCAUAUGGACUUUGGUCUGGAUAUUGCUGUCCUUGCCCCCGGAGAAUUUUGGUUCCUCCCAUUUGUCUACUUUUUUUCUGUUGCUUCCAUCAUUCCACAUUUCCAGUGACAUUGGUCUCAUCUUCAGAGUCAUUGUAAUGGGAUGGAGGGAAAACUAUCCAGAUGAAGGCCAAAAUAAUCUUGUCAUAGCUGUAGAAGACAUGUCUAAUGUAGACACUGAGCAAGGCACUGUUGUAAAUAAGUAUUUAUAUAUGGACACUUAGUUUUUUUCUUGGUUUUUGUUACAUGAUGUUUCUGCUUGGGUCUUCACCGGAUAGACAGAGUGAGACUCAGAGUGAUGAACAUUGUUUUUUUGGUUAAAUAUCCUUGAAGGGUUUUUCCAUUUCUGGUAAAUCUUCCUAUCUCACUCAUGCUCUUGUGUAGAUGAGCUCCAAAUACCCUUUUUCAGCAUUUUUGGUGUUCUUGCAUGGUCACUGUUGUCACCGCCACUGACCUGGAUGUUUAUAGCUUAAACUUCAUGGUUCGUCUGUUUCCGGCGCUCGCUCAGUUAUGGCUCCUCAUAGCCAAGUUAUCUUGGCAGUGUAAAUCUGCCUCCUGCUCCUCUGCUGCAGAACUUUCUACCUGCCACCUGUACGUGACAUCAAUGAUGAUGCCCCGUAUAUUGCCUGGAACGGAAGACAGAAUAUAGAUUCUAGGAUGGCAAAUAACAGGAAGUGCCAAAAACCCAACUAAGACUGCAGCGGCGAUAAAGGAACAAACUGUGUUUCAGAAGGGUAAGUAAUUUGUAAAUCCUCCUCCUAUCACAGGUUAAAUUACCUCUAGUCCCGGAAAACCCCUUUAAGUUCCCAAGAGGUAUCUUAAAGGCUAUGUACACCUUUGGGGGCAAUUUUGUUUUUAUUAUUGCAUUCUCAUUUUGAGCUAAAAAUCUUUUUUUUUAUUUGGUCUUUAUUAAAAAUUUAGAGCCCCUUUCUCUGUACAUAGCUGAAAUGCUCUACUAGCACAAUCUGAAUUUUCUCUCUGCUCUAUCAGCCAGCUCAUCUGAUGGCUCCUUAUCUCUGACCUUAUAAACACUCAUUAUAGCUGAAUUUUUGUCUUACUGAUAAGAAUGUGGCUUAUAAAAUAAAUGUUUAUGACCUUUUAGUCAUUCAGAGAUAAGGUUUAUUAGAUGCUGGACACAAGUAAAGUACGAUUAAGCAGCUAGAAAAACAGUUAACCCUUUGUAACAGAAUGGCUUAAUAUUUUUGAUAAAGACCAAUUGAAAAAACUUUUUGUAGGCCAAAAUGUGUAAAAUGCAAUCAUAAAGAAAAUUGCCCCCGCAGGUGUACAUAGCCAUUAGGCAUUUAUGACCUGUCAAACAGAGUUCAGUGGGGCAUGCAGGAACCCCAGUCCCCCCGAUAUAGGUUCCAUUGUUACCCCUGGGACCCUCACCUAUCUGGCGUUUAUAUGGGUUUUCCUUCCAGGAGAAUUGUCUACAAAAAGGGGACACAGAAUAGAGGACACAUGGAGCAUGGGACACUCAUUCUUGUGACUUCCAUUAACCUACCUUUGUCAUGAAUUCUGUGACUAGUAAAUGAAUGUUCCCAGUGAGAAUACACAUAAGUCAGCAAGCCAAAUUUUAAGUGGAAAAAACAUAGGUUUUACCAACAUUUUCAUUAGUAAAUUUGGGGCAUGUAAGCCCCACCCAUAGACAUGCUCCAAACCUUCCCAGUAACGCCCUCUGGUCAGGGCUUACUUAAGCCCCACCUAUUUUUGGACCAAGAAAUGUGAAUUUGCCAGAAUUGUCUCAGAAAAUUGGGGACAAUCAGACAACUUCAGGACUGGUGGAGCAGUUACAUCUGCAAAUGUGGGCAUCUUCUGCAUAUAUUAUGUAAAAAUCAUGUGUUUUGUGUUAAUGUAAGUUACCUACAUUUAUAACUCUAGACAAUUGUAUGAUGGCGUUCGUUCUGUGUGCCAGUUUUCAGAAAAUAAAAUGUCACUUUGAUAAUUGGUAGUAAUGAUGUAUUUUUGUAAAAAGUAACACACAGAAUAUGGGAUUUAGUAGCAGAAAGCUGCUUAUUUUUUCACUCGCAUAAUCAGUUACUCUAGUUGUCAGUCUGACAGGACAUUCUGUCAUAUACCAAUAUAAAAUAAAUUUGUCUCAAGAUUGUAAAUACAGUAUAUCUGUAAAAGGAAAUAUGGGAAAUUAUAUCCUGACGUGGAUGGUUGUGAGUAAUUCUGUUCUAUGUUGCAUGUACAAAAAA